AUGUCACAUUGCACCAACCUAUGCAAUUUCACAAGCCUAUCAUCUAACAGUGCCGCCACGCCUCCGCCUGCUGGUCUGUAUCAGCGGUGCUUCCUAAUCCAUGAUGAGCACAAACGUGAACAGUUGCAGUUGUGCAAGCAAGCGAGAUUUGAUGGGUUCUCCUCACCGGAUCGUAUAAGACGAGCGUCGUUGAAAGAAAGAAACAUCUUGUGGUGCGCCUCUAGCGCGAGCCACAGCCACUGCUUCAGGAGGAUGUUCCAUAAUAGCAUUCUGAAUCAUGACAUCACUUACUACUAUUUUGUGGACAGCUACGAUACAAUAGAUGGCUUUGGUGGGCAAGGACACGACAAGGACGUCAAUGACUGGAAGAACAUCUUGUUAAUGAUUUUUCUUGUUGUCAUGUGGGUGGGAACAAUAGUCCAAUGUGCCACAGGUUCCGAUGUAUUAAGAUGGAGGUCCUUUUAUGCAACCCAUGAUAUUGCAUGGAGGGCUCACUACAGGGAGGUGUUUGAUCAUGGCAUUCGUGAGGUUUUAUGUUGUCUAGGACGGGCGAAGUACUCGUAUGUCUCUGGUGCUGAGUGGAGUGUACUGGAAGAUGACGAUAUAUGUGUUGUGGCAAAACUGUUGGGAGAUAUUAUGGCUUAUCGUGCAUCUGGAACUGGUCACCUUGAGCUCAUAGCAGGGUUUUCAUUGUUGCAGAAAUCCAAGAUGUCAACAGUUCUUUCAAGAGAGCAAGUGGAAGCUCCUCCUGAUCUCAUCCAAGAGGCUAUUCUGUUUCAUCCAUUUGCUGAAGCUGCCUAUACAGUUGCUUUCUGCAUCCUUCACUUGGGUCCGCUACUUGAUUUUGGGAGGAAUCCUCUUAUGUUUCCCUGUGUUUGGCUCAAUAGGCAAGGUAUUUUAACUCCAUGGACUCGUGCUAGACGACCAAUCCUUGAAGGAGAUAAUUGGUGGAGAGGGCAUGCAGCGGCUUUCCUAAAGUAUGUCAAUGUGCCCCCAGAAGUACUUCGGAAAGGGCGUGUUAGCCAGACAAAACGUGAGGCUGCCUACUUUGUUAUUGUCUUACAUAACUUGAGAACAGUAGUCAUUGCCAUUCGUGGAACUGAGACUCCAGAAGAUGUUAUAACUGAUGGCUUUUCUGAUCAGUUGCCCCCUCAAGUGAAGGAGACUGUCCUCUCGUCUUUUCCACACUAUGGGCAUGCAGGAAUUAUUGAAUCGGCUCGAGAAUUGUACACAAAGCUUGAAGGGCAGUCCAUUCAUCAAGAUAAGUCAGAGCUGAUGACAGCUGGGUUCUUAUCUUCGCUGCUCGGAGCUGGAUGUGAGUGUGAUGGAUACAAUAUUGAAAUUGUUGGACAUUCUUUAGGAGGUGCUGUAGCUGCACUUCUUGGUAUUAGGCUAUAUAAACAGUUUCCAAAAUUACAUGUCUUUACUUAUGGAGCUGCACCCUGUGUGGAUUUCGUGAUAGCAGAUGCAUGCUCACAGUUUGUUACCAGCAUUGUCCACAACGAUGAAUUUUCCUCAAGAUUAUCCAUGAAUUCGGUAAUUCGAUUACGUGGUGCUGCUAUCAAAGCUUUAUCAAAGGAUACUUCGCCAAAUUCUACUAAAGUUGGCAAACUAGUGGGUGGCUUCACGAGCAACAAAAGGCAUGAUGAACAACACGCUGUGGUUCGAUGUGCUUCUUCUGGUGCUCUUCAGACAGUCAGCGAUGCAAAGCAAAGUAAUGAUCAAAUCCAUGGAAAGAGUGUAAUGCAUACAGUUAGAGGUGGUGUGUUCCUCUUUGGUCAAGCGAUAUCUUGCUUGGUAAAUACUCCAAAACAUAGAAUUAGCUCCACUGCGGUAAUUAACUAUGAGUUGGGACGAUCUAGAACAACAUUAACCUAUAAUGGUGAAAAUUUGACUGUUGCUUCCCGUGGUGUUCUGGAUGGUGCACCUUCUGAAGAACCUAGUGAUGCAUACAGACAUGACAAGUUUCCAGAAGCUGGCUUGGAUGAAUCCGGAAGUAGUUUCAGGUUACCUCAUUCAAAUAAUGGUGCUGAGCUCUCAUCUGCCCCGGAUCACACGUGUACAAUAAGUUUAUCUGAAGGGCAGUCGCCAGAUGUGUACCUCCCUGGCCUCAUUAUUCAUAUCGUUCCCAUAAAGAAUGGUACUUCUCCAUUGCGGAAGACACUUGUGACUCGUCACAAGAACAAGAGUUAUAAAGCAUUUAUAGCGAAUCGGCAGGAUUUUAUGGACCUUGUUGUGACCCCUCGCAUGUUCCUUGAUCAUCUCCCGUGGAGCUUGGCCUCUUCCUUCUGUACAAAUGUAUCAUUAUCCAACUUGACCCCUCACAUGUUCCUUGAUCAUCUCCCGUGGAGGUGUCACUAUGCCAUGCAAAGGGUUAUAGAAACACGGAAACGGAACCAGCCCAUUCACUAUUCAUCCACCGGAGAGGAUUCUGUCUAA
Messenger RNA from Triticum turgidum subsp. durum (durum wheat), 2439 nucleotides. The record is from the annotation of a GenBank genome assembly. NCBI's taxonomy places the organism in Eukaryota, Viridiplantae, Streptophyta, Magnoliopsida, Poales, Poaceae.